Rubroshorea leprosula is the source of this 1886-nucleotide messenger RNA. The record is from the annotation of a GenBank genome assembly. NCBI's taxonomy places the organism in Eukaryota, Viridiplantae, Streptophyta, Magnoliopsida, Malvales, Dipterocarpaceae.
UCAUUGCAUCUCUUUCUCCGCUUGCUGUCUUUUGCGAAAUCAUUGACGAUAACAACAUCGGCGAUCUGAUUUCUUCCAACGAGCAAUACCCAGAGGCGCAUCAGCGAUUGCUUUUCUGUUUUAGUUUCAAUUUCGAUAUAUUUAGUCCUGAGUUUCUUGUUCUUCCGGCUUUUGAUUCUCUGUUUUUUGUUUUUUGUUUUAUUGUUGUUCUCGAUUGAUUGACGAAGAUCUUUGUUGGGUUUGUUGGGUUUUGUUUGACACAGGACCCAUGACUCCUCCUGACAGGAUGCGAUCAAGAAGCCCGCUUCGUGAGCUUCUCAGAAGGAGAAAUUCUCGAGAUAAUCUCGAUAGGUUCAUACCAAAUAGAUCUGCCAUGGAUUUUGAUUAUGCGCACUACAUGCUGACUGAAGGGGUGAAAGGGAAGGAGAACCCGUCUGGGCUAUGCUCUCCAUCUAGAGAGGCUUAUCAGAAGAGAUUGGCUGAGGCCCUCAAUAUGAACAGGACAAGAAUCUUGGCAUUCAAGAACAAGCCACCAACACCUCCAGUUGAUCCCUUCCCACAUGAGAUGCUCUCAUCUUCUAUGCAUCAAAAGAAACCCUCUAGGCCCCGGCGGUCUAUUCCUCAGAGUUCUGAUCGGACACUUGAUGCUCCUGAUAUUCUGGAUGAUUUUUACUUGAAUUUACUUGACUGGGGAAGUAACAACAUACUUGCCAUCGCUCUGGAUAAAAAACUAUAUCUAUGGGAUGCUUCAAACGGUUCUACAUCAGAACUUUGCACAGUUGAUGAUGAUGAUGGCCCUGUAACGAGCAUCAGUUGGGCUCCUGAUGGGCAGCACAUUGCAGUUGGCUUGAACAACUCCCAUGUCCAGCUGUGGGAUCAUCAUGCCGGGAGACGGCUAAGAACAUUGAGAGGUUGUCAUCGGGGACGAGUAAACACAUUAGCUUGGAACAAUCACAUACUUACAACAGGAGGAGCAGAUGGUGGAAUCAUCAACAAUGAUGUUAUGAUUCGGGAACACACUGUAGAAUCCUAUAGGGGACACCACCAAGAAGUUUGUGGAUUGAAAUGGUCCUCUUCAGGUCGGCAAUUGGCCAGUGGGGGAAAUGAUAACCUGCUUUUUAUCUGGGACAGAUUCAUGGCUUCUUCAAAUUCUCCCACACAGUGGCUUCACAGGCUUGAGGAACACACAGCUGCAGUGAAAGCCCUUGCUUGGUCUCCAUUUCAGGGAAAUUUGCUUGCCUCAGGAGGAGGUGGGGGUGAUCAGAGCAUUAAAUUCUGGAACACUCACACUGGUGCUUGCUUGAAUUCAGUGGACGCUGGCUCACAAGUCUCUGCUCUUUUAUGGAACAAGCAUGAACGUGAAUUGCUUAGCUCUCAUGGGUUUACACAGAAUCAGCUCAUAUUGUGGAAAUAUCCAUCAAUGGUGAAGAUGGCAGAGCUCACUGGCCACAGAUCCAGAGUACUCUACAUGACUGAGAGCCCAGAUGGAUACACAGUGGCAACUGCAGCUGGGGAUGAGACUCUGCGGUUCUGGAAGGUGUUUGGGACUCCAGAAGAAGUAAAGCCGGCACCUAAAUCUGAACCAUUUGCUUAUGUGAACCGCAUCCGAUGAAGACCAUAAAAAAGAUAACAGCUUCUAAAGUGUUUCUUCUCCAUUGAAUUGGUGGUUAGAGUAGGUUUGUGGAAUAGAAGGUAUAUAAUAGGCUGGUAUUAUUAAGCUGAUGUUUGGUUUUUCUAUUUUGACCAUAGCCCGAUGCUUAUUGUUUAACUUUUAAAAUAUGUAUAGUUAAAUUGAUGUAAAUAUCUGAGAAUUUUUUUGGUUUAGGAUUGUCCAAAUGUCAAUCUCGACAUUGGAAGAACAAUUUUCCCUGUAAAGUUCUUAUACU